Messenger RNA from Schistocerca cancellata (South American locust), 2158 nucleotides. Its product is annotated as proline-rich protein 36-like. The record is from RefSeq and is a predicted model, not a curated record. The transcript is spliced from 8 exons. NCBI's taxonomy places the organism in Eukaryota, Metazoa, Arthropoda, Insecta, Orthoptera, Acrididae. Bases 87 to 1721 code for a protein of 544 amino acids.
GUCCCGGCCGAGCAGCGGGCAGCCGGCGUGACGGCGACUCGGCGGCAGCUAUGAGACGGCGCAGCAGCGUCGGCUAGCGGAGGGCCAUGGGUUCGCUGCCGAACCUGCACGCCAUCGGCUCGGAGCGGCCGGCGGCCAGCCGCCUGCAGCCCUGGGAUGACUGCAUGCUCGAGCUGUCGGGGUGCCCGUCGCCGCGCGCCUGCCGCCUGCACCGCGCCUCGCUCAGCAGCUCGGGCGCCUCCUCGGUGCGCCGCCUCAUCGCCAGCGUCCGCUCGGCGCCGCCCGCGCUCGGCCCCGGCUACCCCAGGCGCCGCCUGCUGCGCAACCACGCCGCCCUCUGCCUCGUACCUGCCUGCACUAAACGUGAAUAUCCACUCGACUGGUGUCCAGCUACACACCCUUUCGUGCCCUUCUACCUGAUCUCUACCAGCCCACCCUCUGCUGUUACCUACGGCCUUACCGCCCUUACUCCCUACCCUCCAGUCGGUAAUUCCCAUCUGGUGACCCACUCGUUACCCACAUACCUGUUCUUGUCGAUCUACCACGGAUCCACACUGCUGAUAUGUCUGCCCCCACCUACCAUUCAGCUGACCAUCUACCGGCCUCCGCCCAUUCGUGUCACCAGUGUCCGCUGUCCACCUACACAUUCGUUCCCGGUUCCUUCUGCCCCCACCCUCCGUCCGGCCGCCCCCUGCCCAUCAGCAGCCGGACGGGCUCUGAGUGCCGCCUCCGCAGGGCAGGUGUCGUGGUCCGGCGGGCCGGCGCCGCUGCUGGCGCUGUCGGCGUGGUGGCCGGGGGCGGCGCCGGGGCGCGCCCCGCUGCUGGCGGCGGCGCUGUUCGCGGCGGCGGCGCUCUCGUGCGUCGCGGCGCCGCCGCUGGUGCGCCGGCUGGGGGCGGCGCGGCUGCUGCUCGCCGGCCACGCGCUCGCCGCCUGCUUCCUCGCCGCCCACCUGCUGCCCGUGCCCGCCGCCCUCGUGCCCGCCUACCUGCUGCAGGGCGCCGCCGCGGCCGUGCUGCUGGGUUUGGCCGUGGCCGGCGCCGCGCUCUCCGCCGCCUGCCUGGACCGCCUGCCCGCGCCGCCGCCGCCGCCCAGCCGCCCCCGGCCGCCCCCCGCGCCCGCCCCCGCCGCCCCCGCCGCCGACGGCCGCCUGCCCGCCCGCGUGGCGCGAGCGUUCGCCGCUCCGCCACUCGCCCUCUUCGUCGGGCUGGGGCAGGCCUUCAUGAUGGCCGACUUCUCCAGGUGGUACGUGGCGUGCGUGCUGAGCCUGCCCAGCGUGUCACUCUGCUUCGUGGCGCUGGGGGCGCUGCGCUGCGUCGCCAGCCUCACGCUCAACCUGGUGCUGCCCCACAUCUGCCGCCUGCUCGCCGUCGGUGUGGGGGCUGCUUUCCACUCCUGCCUGCUGCUAGUAUUGGUUCUGUGGCAGCCCUCCAGUGAUGACUCAGCCCUGUUCUUUGUCAUUGCUGCUGCCUGGGGAGUGUGCGAUUCUAUCUGGGAAACACUUGCUCUCACGUCGGGGCUGACAUCACAGGGAGACGCCUGGCCGGAGUGGCUGGCCCGCUGGGACAUGUUCCGCUGCCUCGGCCUCGCACUGGCUUUCGUGCUGCACCCUCUGUUGUGUGUCCAAGUGAAGCUCUACAUUCUGGCAGCUACCCUCGUGCUCGGUGUUCCUCCAUAUGCAUGGCUGGAGAUGCAGCAUGACGCCAAGACGACAGGACUGUGAGGACAUCCCUCCCGGGUUCAUUGUUUUUGACUGUGGGACAUCUACAAAACUGGUUUUUCAAAACUAACAGAAACUUCUCAUAUGUGUAUUUCCCAAAGACCUAUUUCACCACUUUUGGUUAAAUUUUUCUGUAUUGCAAAUACCACAAGUUUAUUAUAAAAAGUGUGAUUCCUGGAAAAAUAUUAAUUUAAUAUUUUUAAUCAAGUGAGAAAGAAAAAAUAUGUUGUGUUACAUAAUAAUGUUGGUAUUAUUUACAAGGAAUAUUAAUUGUGCAGAAAAAUUUUUUACUCACGUCUACUAUGUUAAGUAAUUGCUCAUACUGAAAUUUUCAGCACUGACAAGUCCCAUUGCCUUACCAAAUAAGGAUUUAAGUGUGUCAGAAAAUAUUUCUAUUUAAAGUUGUUACUGUAAAAUUUCUCUCAAUGUAUUAAUUUUUU